AUGCCGACCGGGGCAGGCAAGAGCAUGUUGUUCAUGUUACCAGCAUGGGCCGAGCAGGGCGGUACGACGGUGGUCGUGGUGCCGUUGAUCGCGUUGCGAGGAGACAUGAUGCGACGAUGCAGGAAGUUAGGGAUAUCGUGCUCCGAGUGGGACAGCCGCCGCCCGCCAGACGCAGCCGCAGUCGUGUUGGUGACGCCCGAGUCAGCGGUUAGGGAAGAGUUCGCGACGUUUUUGAACCGGUUGCGGGCAACGCGGCAGUUGGACCGGAUCGUGAUCGACGAGUGUCACAUCGUGUUGAACCGGCGAUACGAUUUCCGCAAGGAGAUGCAGAAGUUGGGCAAGUUGGCAGCCGCCGAGACGCAGAUAGUGAUGUUGACAGCAACAUUGCCGCCGAGCGAGGAGGACGAGUUGUUCCGACGGAUGUACAUCGAGCGAGAACAGGUCGAUUUGUUCCGAGCCGAAACCGCAAGGACGAACGUAGCGUACCGCGUGAUCAGGGUGGGUAAGGCGGCGAAGAAGAAGGAAGUGGAAGAGAUGGUGUUGGGCAUGGUGCGGCAGAAGUUGCGCAAGCAAGGCUAG
Molecule: messenger RNA, 579 nt
Organism: Alternaria atra
Lineage: Eukaryota; Fungi; Ascomycota; Dothideomycetes; Pleosporales; Pleosporaceae
Exons: 1
Coding region: 1-579 (192 amino acids)
Biological process (GO): double-strand break repair via homologous recombination
Cellular component (GO): cytoplasm; chromosome
Molecular function (GO): four-way junction helicase activity; 3'-5' DNA helicase activity; ATP binding
Source: RefSeq, a predicted model, not a curated record